Molecule: messenger RNA, 1023 nt
Organism: Pseudozyma hubeiensis SY62
Lineage: Eukaryota; Fungi; Basidiomycota; Ustilaginomycetes; Ustilaginales; Ustilaginaceae
Product: short-chain dehydrogenase
Exons: 2
Coding region: 1-1023 (340 amino acids)
Source: RefSeq, a predicted model, not a curated record
AUGCCUUCGUUCAAGUCUUCCGACAUUCCUGACCUUACUGGCCGUAUCGCCAUCGUUACGGGCGGUAACAGUGGUCUCGGAGAAGCUUCUUGCCUCGAGCUCGCCCGCAAUGGCGCCAAGGUGUACAUGGCAUCGCGUACCGAGUCCAAAGCUCAAGAGGCGAUCCAAAAGAUCAAGCAGGCUGUGCCCAAGGCCGAUGUGCAAUUCCUGCAGCUGGAUCUGACCGAGCUCGCCGCUGUGCGCAAGGCUGCCGAAAACUUCCUGUCCCGCGAAAGCCGUCUCGACAUCCUGCUCAACAACGCAGGUGUCAUGGCCACGCCGUACACUUUCACCAAGGAUGGAAUCGAGCUUCAGGUCGGCACCAACGUUGUCGGGCACUACCUCUUCACCAUGAUGCUCCUCCCUACGCUGUACAAGACUUCCAAGCUGCCCGAAUACGCUUCGCCGGACUCGCCGACUGUCCGUAUCGUCCAGGUUUCCAGCUUGGGCCACGUCGCCUCGCCUUCCGACACCAGCUUCAAGGACCUCGAAGCGGUCAACAAGCAAUACUGGCCCGAAAUGAAAGGUACCUGGGAUCGCUACGGCAAGAGCAAGCUCGGCAACAUUCUCAUCGCCAACGAGGUGAGCAAGCUGGUUCCCGAAGAUGCUCGUAUCAGCAGUCUCUCGAUCCACCCCGGUGUAGUGAAAACGGGACUGCUCCGAGGACCCAACGAAUCGUACGGUCGAAUCAUUGCUGCCAUCUCCAACUUCGCAAGCAGGAUCUUCACCGCUCCCGAAGACGGUGCGCUGACACAGCUCUAUGCGUGUGCUUCGCUCGAGGUCGAUCGCCUGAAGCUCGAUGGAGCAUAUCUUGUCCCCGUAGCCAAGGUGGGCAAGAAGAGCAAGCUCGGCCAGGACAAGGAUGGCAAGCUGGGAGAGGAGCUGUUCAGCUUCUGUAACGGCUUUAUCAAGGAGAAGCUCAACCUGGAUCUGCCUGCUCACGUCAAGGAAAUCGGCGUACAGCUGCCUCAGAGCCAUCUCUAG